This is a messenger RNA of Loxodonta africana (African savanna elephant), 10063 nucleotides long. RefSeq names its product olfactory receptor 7G2-like. NCBI's taxonomy places the organism in Eukaryota, Metazoa, Chordata, Mammalia, Proboscidea, Elephantidae. The record is from RefSeq and is a predicted model, not a curated record. Gene Ontology annotation, molecular function: G protein-coupled receptor activity; olfactory receptor activity. The coding region runs from base 8384 to 9319 and encodes 311 amino acids. Gene Ontology annotation, cellular component: plasma membrane. The transcript has a single exon. Gene Ontology annotation, biological process: G protein-coupled receptor signaling pathway.
ACCCAUUAAUUACAUAAUUUAGGGGAAGGGUAAAAAUGGUUUCUUUUAUCUAGAAAUUGGAAUCUUUUAGUCCACUCACUCCUAUGUAGUUGAUUUCUGUUCAUGUGAUUCUGGAUCAGCAGCAGUCCCUGAGCACAUCAGGUCAGCUUUUACUCAAGAGUUCUGGAAAUCUUGACUCAGUCCAGCAGUUGGAAAAAAAUGUGGAACAAAACUAACUCACACAAAAAGACCAGGCUUACUGGUCUGACAGAGACUGAGAAACCCCAAAAGUACGGCCCCUGGACACUCUUUUAUCUCAGUAUUGAAGUCACCCCAGAGGUUGACCUUUCAGUCAAAAAUUAGACAAGCCCAUAAUACAAAAAAUAAUACUCGUAGCUCUACCACAUGUACGAGCCUAAAUGGGCACACCAUCCUAGGGGCAAGGACUAGAAGGCAGGAGGGAACAGGAAAGCUAGAUGAAUGAAAAUGGGGAACCCAAAGUUGAGAAGGGGAGAGUGCUGACACGUCAUGAGAUCGGCAAAGAAAAAAAAAUUUUUUAAAGUCUAUUAAUUGUUUAAUGAGAAACUAAUUUGCUCUGUAAACCUUCAUAUAAAGCACAAUAAAAAAAAAUAAAGAAAACAUCUUGAUUUGUUUUUCAGAGGCAAAAGUAUGGCAGAGUAAUUUCUUGGUUAGUAUUCUUAGACUCACCACUGAUAUGAUUUUUUAUUUUUCUUUUGAGAGUUAACAGUAAUGCAAGUCAUUAUAAAACGAAAUGGUAGGGAUGUAUAAAAUAUAUAUAAAAAAAAAAACUCCAUGGGUAAAAUAUGUGAAUUCCCCAAUUAAAACUAUGGACAUUGAUGAUGUUACAUUCAAAAGAAAUAAAGUUGCAACCAAAUUUGCAGUUAAAAUAACUAAAAUUACUACUGAUAAUAUUACACUCAUUGUCAAAACGUAAGAGGAGUCAACGACACAUAUUAUUUUAACCCAAAGAAAAUUUGGUACUUUUCCUAAUUUGACAAUACAUUUAUGUAACUCAUAACACAUUAAAUAAGGCUUUUUAUUUUAGUAUUUUUUCCUUUACAAAGCCAGAAAAAAAUAUUUUUUGGCUUUCCGAAAGGCUUCAAAGUUGUCAGGAGUUUAUCGUAAGUAUCCUAGAGACAAUGCUUGUGGCUGGGUUUUUACCAUGAACUCAGGAAUGUAUUUUAAUAGACACCGAACCCUUGCCUUUGAGGCAGAAUACACACAGGAUAAAAUUAAAUCUUCAACCCAGUAAUUAAAGAUAAUUUUUUAAGGUUAACAGUAAGAAACCCAAUUUUUUUUUGGGGGGGGGCUUUAUAUGCUUUUUGACACUAAAGCUCUUAAAUAUCUCUUAAAUUAAUCCAUUGAACUACAGCCAUGACAUAAAAAUUAGACCUUAUCAAGAAAUUCCCUUCUGGUAAACCUUUUAAACUUUGUACAACCCUUAAAGUGGCAAAAACGAAUACACUCGUUAGCUAUCAGUUUGGCAUACUGUGGGGGCUUGCUGUUGCUGUGAUGAUGGAAGCUAUGCCACUGAUACUCAAAUACCAGCAGGGUCACUCAUGGUGGACAGGUUUCAGCUAAGCUUCCAGACUAAGACAGAAUAAGAAGGACCUGGAGGUCUACUUCAAAAAAGAUUAACCACUGAAAGCUUUAUGAAUAGCUACAGAACAUUGUCUGACAUGGUGCCAGAAGAUGAGCCCCUCAGGUUGGAAGGCACUCAAAAGACGACUGGGGAAGAGCUGCAUCCUCAAAGCAGAGUCAACCUUAAUGACAAUGGGUUGAGUCAAGCUUUAGGGACCUCCAUUUGCUGAUGUUGUAACCCAACUCUUUCAGGUCAGCUCAGCUAGGAAGACACAUAGAGCAGAUGAAAGCAAAAGAAGCUUUAUUUAGUUGGCCAAGUAAAGGAGCACACCAAGAUGUCUCCUAGAACAAUAGCCCAAGGAGUUUAUAUGGAUAAAGUAGAUCGGGUCUGGGGUCCUCAGGAACACCCAGGGUGGGGCCAGCUUACUGAUUAGUUUGACCUCAGAGGGCAUUCUAGUGGUGGUCCGAUUUUCUGCACCUGUUCAGUCUGAAAGAGGGGGCCACAAAGAUGACAUUUUGCCCAUGUCAGGGGUGUAAACAAGGUGUGUUUUUAGGCCUCUGACAUCAGUAAGUUGUCUGAGGGACAAGGUCACCCGUACUGGGCAGUUCAGGCAGGCCUGAGCUAGUCCAAGGCAAAUUUUAGCUGAAUUGAAGACUGCAGUCUCUUUUUACUUACCUGAGUCAGAACUGAAACUAUACCUAAAUAAGAAGGUACUCUAAAAGCAGAGGUUAGUUCCUGUUUUGCCUAAUAAGGGGAUAGCUUACACACUGGGAGUUAACUCUUUGUGUUACUGAAGAUAGCAGGCUUGGCCCGUUGGCACGGCCUCUUGUUUAUUCAAUGUGGCUAGAGUACUGCCGGCCUCAAUGUGGCAUGACUGAAAAUGAAGAGAAACAGCUGCAAACAUACAUUAAAUAUCAGAACAUGGAAUGUGCAAAGUAUGAAUCCAGGAAAAUUAGAAAUCAUCAAAAAUGAAUGGGCCACAUAAACAUAGAUAUCAUUGGCGUUAGUGAGUUGAAAUGGACACGUAUUGGCCAUUUUGAAUUGGACAAUCAUAUGGUCUACUAUGCCAGGAAUGACAGCUUAAGAGGAAUGUUGUUGCAUUAAUCAUUAAAAAGAACAUUUCAAGAUCUAUCCUAAAAGUACAAUGCUAUCAGUGGUAGGAUAAUAUCCAUACCAUACAAGGAAAACUAGUUAAUAUGACAAUUACUCAAAUGCACCCACCAACCACUAAGGCCAAAGAUGAAGAAAAUGAAAAUUUUUACCAACUUCUAGUCUGAAAUUGAUCAAAUAUGUAUCAGGAUUCAUUAAUAAUUAUUGGUGAUUGGAAUACAAAAGUUGGAAACAAAAAAGAAGAACCAGUAGUUGGAAAAUAUGGCCUUGGUGAUAGAAACAAUGCUGGAGAUCGAAUGAUAGAAUUUUGCAAGACCAACGACUGCUUCAUUGCAAAUACCCAUUUUCAACACCAUAAACAGUGGCUAUAAAAAUGGAUCUCGCCAGAUGGAAUGCACAGGAAUCAAAUUGACUACAUCAGUGGAAGAAGAUGAUGGAAAAGAUCAAUACCGUUAUUCAGAACAAGGCCAAGGGUCAGCUGCAGAACAGACCAUCAACUGCUCAUAUGCAAGUUCAAGUCGAAGCUGAAGAAAAUUAGAACAAGUCCACAAUGGCCAAGUAUGACCUUUAGCGUAUCCCACCUAACUUUAGAGACCAUCUCAAGAAUAGACUUGAUGCCUAGAACACUAAUGACCAAACACCAGACGAGUUGUGGAAUGACAUCAAGGAUAUCGUAUGUGAAGAAAGCAAGAGGUCAUUAAAAAAUACAAACAAGAAAGAAAAAACCAAAAUGGGUGUCAGAAGAGACUCAGAAACUUGUUGUUGUUAGGUGCCAUUGAGUUGGUUCAGACUCAUAGCAACCCUAUGCACAACAGAACAAAACGCUGCCUGGUCCUGACCAUCCUUACAAUCGUUGUUAUGCUUGAGCUCAUUGUUGCAGUCACUGUGUGAAUCCACAUUGUUGAGGGUCUUCCUCUUUUCCGCUGACCCUGUACUCUGCCAAGCAUGAUGUCCUUCUCCAGGGACUGAUUCCUCCUGACAACAUGUCCAAAGUAUGUAAGAUGCAGUCUCGCCAUCCUUGCCUCUAAGGAGCAUUCUGGCCACGCUUCUUCCAAGACAGAUUUGUUCGUUCUUUUGGCAGUCCAUGGUACAUUCAAUAUUCUUGGCCAACACCACAAUUCAAAGGCAUUAAUUCUUCUUCAGUCUUUCUUAUUCAUUGUCCAGCUUUCAUAUGCAUAUGAUGUGAUUGAAAAUACCAUGGCUUGGGUCAGGUGCACCUUAGUCUUCAGGGUGACAUCUUUGCUCUUCAACACUUUGAAGAGGUCCUUUGCAGCAGAUUUGCCCAAUGCAAUGCCAAAUGUGGAAAUUAUAGAACAAUAUCAUUAAUAUCACAUGCAAGCAAAAUUUGCUGAAGAUCAUUCAAAAAUGGCUGCAGCAGUAUAUCAACAACGAACUGCCAGAAAUUCAGGCUGUUUUCAGAAAAGGAUGUGGAACCAAGGAUAUCAUUGCUGAUGUCAGAUAGAUCCUGGUUUAAAGCAGAGAAUACCAGAAGGAUGUUUACCUGUGUUUUAUUGACUAUGCAAAGGCACUCGACUGUGUGGAUCAUACCAAACUAUGGAUAACACUGCGAAGAAUGGGAAUUCCAGAAGACUUAAUUGUGCUCAUGAGGAACCUGUACAUAGAUCAAGAGGCAGUGGUUCGGACAGAACAAGGGGAUACUGAUUUGUUUAAAUUCAGGAAAGGGGUGCGUCAGGGUUGUAUUCUUUCACCACACCUAUUUAAUCAGUGCUGAACAAACAAUAUGAGAAGCUGGACUAUAUGAAGAACGGGGCAUCAGGAUUGGAGGAAGACUCAUUAACAACACAAGUUAUGCAGCUUACACAACCUUGCUUGCUGAAAGUAAAGAGGACUUGAAGCACGUACUAAUGAAGAUCAAAGACCACAGCCUUCAGUAUGGGUUACGCCUCAACAUAAAGAAAACAAAAAUCCUCACAACUGGACCAAUGAGCAAAAUCAUGAUAAACAGAGAAAAGAUUGAAGUUGUCAAGGAUUUCAUUUUAUUUGGAUCCACAAUCAACAGCCAUGGAAGCAGCAGUCAAGAAAUCAAAAGAUUUUUCUCCUUAGUCACCUUAUUUUGCAGUUUUUCUUUCUCAUCCCUGGUGAGUCUACACAGAAGUUGAAUAAAAUUAAUUAAAUCACUGAAGUUUUAGAGGGCUUCCUGUACUCUUAGAGAUCUCAUGUGGAACUUUUAAUGUGUGUUUGUGAGGAAAAUAGUUUUCCUGUGGGGAUGGACUUUAUUUUGAGGAAGACAUGUUGACUGUAUAUCAGGACAGCAGAAGAGGGAAGAUGGCAGGCUCAGAAAGAUGGCUUUUCCCACAGGCACAAAGAAGCAGAGUCAUCAGUCAGAAUCAACUCUGUAGUAUGGGUGUGACAAAAAUUCAGGUCUUGUACCAUCAGUGGAGUGUGUAUAGAGCCUCCUGUUCAGGUCAUCAUUGAUGGUGGUGGUGGGAUUGUGUUCACCUGCACACUCGGAGGACACCUCACCUGGCACAACACGUGUCUUCAAGUACAAAGAUGCCCCAUUUAUGUUCGUACUGCAGGGUUCCAUACCUCACCCAAGAACUACUGACUUUGAUCUCUGGGUAUACAUCCCAGUGAUUAGCAUUGUUAAUAACACCUUUUUGAGAUUUUGAUGUAUGCUGAAAUCUGAGAAGCAUGAUGUAAAUAUUAGAAGAACAUGGAAGAAUGUAUUAGAAUAUGGACUAUGGAAGAAUGUGGAAAUUGAAAAUCUUUUCAGUUUUACUUAUUAAAAUAUCAUUUUCAAAGUAGUGUAUGAAAUGUAUUUGUAGCUCUUAAAGAAUAGCAAUGUAAUGAAAGCUCAUAUCUCUACCCCUGGGUUAAGAAAUGAAGUAAUGCCAUCACCACAGAAUCCAUUUCAAGGAUCUUCCAUUCACAUUUUCCUCUAUCCUCCCAGUAGCAAGCACUAUCCUGAAUUCUGUAUUUAUCAUUUUCUCUGAUGUUCUUCUAUUGUGUUGAAUCCUAUUACUAUGGAUUGAGUUAUGUCCUCCAGGAAAAUAGGUUGAAAUCCUAAACACUAGUAUCUGUUGCCAAUUUUCUUUUCUCAAUAUUUCUGUUCUACUUCCUAGUUUCUUGCCUAGUUACUGGGGUAUUUCAACUAGCAAGUGGCCAUCAAAACUCAACAAUUAGUCUUCAUUCACCUGGGGAAGAAGGAGAGUCAGAAAUAGGAGAAGGAAAUCAAAUGUGUGCCCGGUUGCCUUCAUGAACAACUGCUUCCUUUACCAUGAGACCAUAACUUGGUGAUGCCUGACUACCAUUACUGAAUGUUUUGAUCAAAGAUUCCAUAGAAAAAUUCUGAUCAAAUGGGGUGGCAGAAGGGGGAGAAUUUGGAACAGAAUUUCAAAUUUUUAAUGGCUUUAGAUUUUCUGCAGCCAUUGAGGCUGGAUGAACCCCUGAAACUAUGGCCCUGAAAUAAUCUUUAAACUUUAAACCAUAAACCAAUAUUAUAUGCUAAAGUCUUCUUUGAAUGGUAAUUUAAAACAAAAUAAAACAUGGCUUAUCUUAAUUAGUAAAGUACUUCUGCUUUGAGCAUUGUACACUUUUAAAGAAUUAUCUAUGUGAGGUCAAAUUGACCAUGACAACUCAAAAGUUUGGAUGGGAAGUAUAGGGGGCAGUGAGCUUAAGACAUUGGUAGUAGAAAGUUUUGGGAAAUGGUAGCAAGUAUGGUAGCACUGUUUGAAGAAUGCAAUCAAUGUCACUGAAUUGAACAUGUAGAAAUUGUUGAAAUCCUGUAACUUUGGCUGACUAUACUUUCACCAGAGUUAAUUUUUUUUUUCUUUAACAUGAAGGGUUUUUAAGGAAGUAUUCACGUGGAACACCAUCUUCACCAUCUGCCAUCUAAGCCUACUGAGAAUGUGGAUAAACCUGAACACUAGUGAUGACAUUGCGAUUUCUUACAACUCUAUUAAAAUCAAAAGCCAAAUUAUCAACCCACCUUCCUCUAAUGUAGAUUGAAGAACAAUGUAGAUUGAAACUAUUAUGAUGAAACUGGAAAAACUGUAAUGAAAUCAAAAAUCCUAAAAAGGGAGUAAUAUGUCUUUCAACAGUGAUUAUAGUCAGAAUUGACUACAGAGAAUAGCUUGGAAUCUUCUGUGCAAUACACACAGGAUGAAGAUUAAUAUUCGUGAAACGUUUAAUGACUCAUAGAAAGAAACAACUCUUAAUGUUUACAUUUUUUAGUAUCUUAAUAUAAUAUUUAUAUCUACAUAUAUAAACUGUAUUUUUUUAAAUCAAUAUCAAGCUUCCUUAUGUCAUUGAUAAAAUAGAGAUGCUUUUAGUUGCAUAUAAAUAAAGAAGAUAAGAGUCCAGUUAGAGAAGGAUGGUGUGUCAAUUUAUAAAAGGUAUGCACCAGGAAGGUGAGCAGAAAAAGGUGGAGAGAAGAGGAGUCCAGAUACUGGGCAUCAGUCAUCCUGAAUUUUCCUCUUCUAUUGUCUUUAUUGUCUUAGUCGGAAAACCUGGUGGUGCAGUGGUUUACAGCUAUGGGUGAUAACUGAAAGGUGGACAAUUCGAAUCCACCAGGCACUCCUUGGGAACGUUAUGGGGCAUUCUACUCUGUUCUUUAGAGUCGCUAUGAGUCAGAAUCUACUGGACAGCAACAGGUUUGGUUUUUUGUUUUUUGUUUUUUUAAUUGCCUUGGUCUUUUCAGAUUUGCAUUGCCUUGGGUUCAGAAUAACAAUAAAAGAGUUUGACUAAUGAGGAGCUUUGGAUACUACCCCCCAGGGACAAAGACUGGAAAUAGUCUGCCCAUGACCAACUCACUCAACAGUCCUCCCCCAUCAGGAAGCAGCACACCUGAGACUCCACCAACAGAUGAUCCUUCUUGCUCAGAAGCAUCCUACUUCAUUCAGUCCCUCUGUCUUUCUUCAGGACACAUCUUCUACCUUCCCCAUCCAGGGCAGAGGUCAGGCAUCAUUCUUCAGUGAUAUCAGCCAGGUAACUUAAAACUGCUUAGCUAAUAUUUAAAAUGAGGGCUGAGGGCAGAUAUCUUAGUAGAGAUUUAUCCAGAUGAAGCUGUGAAUAGAGUACAUUCAUAAAAUGAACAGAGUCUCCCAUAAGACAAUUGGCUCUCUGCCAUCUUCCUGACAUAUUUCCUUGUAUCUUAACAUCAAUGCUCAAGCAGCUCUCAUUCCGGUAGUCUCCUUCUCUCACUUUGUGAUGAUAUGGACCAUGUUCCUCCCGAGCAAACAGGAGGACUGUUAUAGAAUUCUCUGACACUUACUUGCAUUCUUGUGGGGGAGGGGGUUGGCUUCACCUUAUCUUCCCAUUUCUGAUUCUUAACAUACCUUCAUAUUAUCUGUGUUGUCUAGCUCUGAUCUAUGAAAAAGGUGGUGGAGACCCGGACAGACACAUCUGGCUGCUUCCCUAGUCUAUAUAUUUGUCCUUAAAAAAUUACAAAAUCUAUAAAUGAUCAUAUCAGCAGAUUGUGCAAAAGCAACACAUACUGAAUCAAAGACCAUGACCAACAUUUUAUCUCUUUCCAGAAUGCUCUGCUAUAUCAGCGUUGUUUAUUUUUUUAAGUAACAAAAUAUGCAUAAUGAAGACACCCCAUUUAUUUUCCUCUUUUUUCCUCUCCCACUUUCCCAAGAUGGUGCUUGCCUCUGGUGAUGUAGCUGCUGCUGGUCCAGGAACACACAUUUUAUUUUCUUAUAUAUUUUCCAUCAACUCAUCAACAAUAUGAAACCCAGAAAUCAAACAGGUAUUUCAAAAUUCUUUCUCCUGGUACUGACAGAAGAUCCGGAACUGCAAGCCCCCCUAUUUAGUCUGUUUCUGUCCAUAUAUCUGGUCACUGUCCUAGGAAACUUUCUCAUUGUCUUGGCUGUCAUCUUUGACUGCCACCUCCACACCCCCAUGUAUUUCUUUCUUGCCAGUCUGUCCCUCACUGACAUCUGUUUCAGCACCAGCACGAUCCCAAAGAUGCUGGUGAACCUCCAAGCACAGAAUCAGAGCAUCACGUAUGAAGGCUGCCUCACCCAGGCGUGCUUUGUGCUAGUUUUUGCUGCUUUGGAAAAUUUUCUCCUUGGAGUGAUGGCCUAUGACCGCUUUGUAGCCAUUUGUCACCCACUAAAGUACACUGUCAUCAUGAACCCCCACAUCUGUGGCCUGCUGAUUCUACUCUCCUUGUUCAUUAGCAUCACGAACUCCCUGCUCCACAGUCUGAUGUCAUUGCGACUCUCCUUCUGCACAGAGCUAGUAAUUCCUUACUUCUUCUGUGAAGUUCUUCAGGUCAUCAAGGUUGCCUGUUCUGAUGCCCUCAACAAUAACAUCUUCUCAUACUUUGCAGCUACAAUACUGGGUGGUGUUCCUCUCUCUGGAAUCAUUUUCUCUUAUGCUCAAAUUGUCUCCUCCAUUUUGAGAAUGCCAUCAGCAGUUGGAAAGUAUAAUGCUUUUUCCACUUGUGGGUCUCAUCUCUCAGUUAUUUCUUUGAUCUAUGGGACAGGUUUUGGUUCAUAUUUCAGUGCUGCAUUCACCCCUUCUAGGAAGACUGCAGUAGCUUCAGUGAUGUACACCGUGGUCAUUCCCAUAAUGAACCCCUUUAUUUACAGCCUGAGAAAUAGGGAAGUGAAGGGGGCUUUGAGAAAAAUUAUGAGGAGUAUACCUGCUUUUCAGUGAUUACAUUACCUACAUUUGGCUUGGCUUUCUAGACUGCAUCAAAGUGAAAAAAUAAUUGUGAGACAGGAUGCCUGACUCUCCCAUCAACACUUUCUUCUAAAAUAAUGACAUAACUUAGUGGUUGAGUACAACUCAAUGUAGGUUUGAAAUUUGAAAUGUCUCUUUGUGUAGCUCUGUGCUAUUUGACAAAUUAUUUUUAUUCUCUAAGCUGAAUCUCUUUGGUCAGGUUUUAUAGUAGCAGAGCCUAAGGCAGGGUUGAUUUAUUUUGGUAGCACAUUCUCAAAAUAAAGAAAGCAGGAUGUAGAUAAAGCUGUGGGAAUAGAGACUAGCUUCAGCCUGAUGCCAUGGGUAGAGUCAUGUGACUGAAAACGAGGCUUAAUCUCACUGCAAGACAAGACAGCUGACCUUUCAUGCCCAAAUUUAGUUAUUACCAUGACAUGUCACUGGUAAACCAUGAGUGUCCGGGGUAACAUUAGCAUUCAUCAUAUUUUUGUGGUUGUUGCUAUUGUUGGCAUUGUUGUUAGCUGAAAUCAAGUUGGCCUUCAUGAUCCGUAGGGUCUCAUUGGCUGACUUUUGGAAUUAAAUUGCCAGGGCUUUGCUUCUAGUGCAUCUUAGUGUUGAAGACCCACUGGAACAUAUUCGGCAUUAUAACAACACUGGAUGCUCCACUGACGGACAGCUUGUUGCUACACAUAAGGUUCGUUGGCCAGAAAUCAAACUUGGGUCUCCCACAUGGAAGGUGAA